AGCGAUAGUGUAGCGCGAUAACCAAUUGCAAGCUAGUUUUAAUCUGCAGUAGCCAAUCAAAUUCCGUCUCGGAAUUGUAAGAAAUACGUAAGAAAUAAGAAAUAAUCUAGAAGACCUCUAGUCCUUGCUCAUAGAACUCGGAGGGAUAAAUCGCACAUGUAUCGAUGAAGUUACGUUAAUGUCGUGUUACAACAAAAAUAACAUAACGUAAUUGCUGCCGAGAAGAGAGACCAAGAAAUAUAACCUAUAAAGCCUCCAAGUAAAAAGGAAACAUGGAGAAGUCGCAGAAGAUGCCGAAAGUGGCAAAGGUGAAGAAUAAGGCGCCCGCGGAGAUACAGAUCACCGCGGAGCAGCUGCUGCGCGAGGCGAAGGAACGUGAUUUGGAAAUUCUGCCGCCGCCGCCAAAGCAGAAGAUCUCGGAUCCGCACGAGCUCGCGGACUACCAACACCGCAAGCGGAAGGCGUUCGAGGACAUCAUCCGUAAGAAUCGUAUGAUCAUCACGAACUGGAUGAAGUAUGCGCAAUGGGAGGAGAGCCAGAAGCAGAUACAGCGUGCGAGAUCCAUUUACGAGCGGGCGCUCGAGGUAGAUCAUCGGAACAUAGCGCUCUGGCUGAAAUACACCGAGAUGGAAAUGCGCAAUCGACAAGUGAACCAUGCCAGAAAUCUGUGGGACAGAGCGGUAACUUUGCUGCCGCGCGCCAAUCAAUUCUGGUACAAAUACACCUAUAUGGAGGAGACUCUGGAAAAUAUCGCCGGCGCGCGUCAGGUGUUUGAGCGAUGGAUGGAGUGGGAACCAGAUGAACAGGCCUGGCAGACAUAUAUCAAAUUCGAGCUACGUUAUAAGGAGAUUGAGCGAGCGCGGCAGAUUUAUGAGCGCUUCGUCAUGGUUCAUCCCGACGUGAAGCAUUGGAUAAAAUACGCUCGUUUCGAGGAAUCGUACGGAUUCAUCAAAGGCGCGCGCACGGUUUACGAACGUGCCGUUAACUUUUACGGUGAUGAGGGUCUGGACGAGAAGCUGUUUUUGGCGUUUGCGAAAUUCGAGGAGGGUCAACGGGAGCACGAUCGAGCUCGCAUAAUCUACAAAUAUGCAUUGGAACACAUACCCAAGAGCAACACUCAGGAGAUCUAUAAAGCGUACACAAUUCACGAGAAGAAAUACGGCGAUCGCUCGGGCAUCGAGGAUGUUAUAGUUAGCAAGCGGAAGCAUCAGUACGAGCAAGAGAUCAAGGAGAAUCCUUCAAAUUACGACGCGUGGUUCGAUUAUCUGAGAUUGGUGGAGUCUGAGGGUAACGUCGACGUGAUUCGUGAGAUGUACGAGCGAGCGAUCGCCAAUGUGCCGCCCACCAAGGAGAAACAAUUCUGGCGAAGGUACAUUUACUUGUGGAUCAAGUACGCUCUUUUUGAAGAAUUAGAGGCUAAGGAUAUCGAACGAUGUCGGCAAGUGUAUAAGGUCUGCCUCGAGCUCAUACCGCACAAGCGUUUUACCUUCUCCAAAAUUUGGCUGCUUUACGCGCACUUCGAGAUACGACAAAAGAAUUUGACCAAGGCGAGAAAAACACUGGGCCUAGCGCUAGGAAUUUGUCCAACCGACAAACUUUAUCGGGGCUAUAUUGAUCUCGAGAUACAACUGGUAGAGUUUGAUCGAUGUCGCACGCUGUACGAAAAAUUUCUUGAGUUCGGACCGGAGAACUGUACCACAUGGAUGCGAUUCGCCGAGCUGGAAACGCGAUUGGGUGAGAUUGAUCGCGCUCGGUCUAUAUACGAAUUUGCCAUCGCACGACCGAGGCUGGAUAUGCCAGAAUUAUUGUGGAAAUCGUAUAUAGACUUUGAGAUUACCCAAGGCGAGACGGAAAACGCGCGACAGCUGUUCGAGCGAUUAUUGGAACGUACAUUACACGUCAAAAUCUGGAUAGCGUACGCGAAGUUUGAACUGUUGAAUCCGCAAUUGGAGGACAGUCCUGACAACGUCGUCUUGGCAAGACGUAUCUUUGAACGCGGAAACGAUGCCCUGAGAUCCAACGGCGACACUGAGAGUCGAGUGUUGUUACUGGAAGCCUGGAAAGACUUUGAAAGCGAGAAAGGCACUCCUGAAACUCUUGCCAAGAUUAUGGAAAAGAUGCCACGCCGGGUAAAGAAAAAGAGGCGCGUCGUGGGCGAAGAUGGUAACGAUGACGGCUGGGAGGAAGUUUUCGACUUUGUAUUUCCGGAAGAUGAGUCGCAGAGGCCGAAUCUCAAAUUCUUGGCUUCCGCAAAGGCGUGGAAAAAACAGAGCGAGCAGUCUCAAUCCUGAGAUAGCCAAAUUAUGAUAAAAAGAAGCAGCACGUAAUAGUUAACACUUAAAAUUAAGAAAUUUCUCUAAUGUUCAUUUCUAUCAAUAAUUUUAAUUUCGAUUAAUUUAUCCUUUAUGUUUUCUAACUCUUGCUACUAAUUCUUGAAUUAAAAAAGAAAUCAAAAAUAAGUUAAACCGGAAUUAAAAUUAAAGUACAUUAGAAAUGGAUAUAAAACUUUAUGACUGUACAAAACGCAUUUUUUACUUUGGACGAAUAAGAAUGUACGAUAAAUAAAUUGUUUAUUAUUUAUCAAUAUAUAAACUGUGAUAUUUUGCUAUCGUCAGAAAUACAUUAUAAAGUCA
Molecule: messenger RNA, 2633 nt
Organism: Pogonomyrmex barbatus (red harvester ant)
Lineage: Eukaryota; Metazoa; Arthropoda; Insecta; Hymenoptera; Formicidae
Gene: crn
Product: pre-mRNA splicing factor crn
Biological process (GO): mRNA splicing, via spliceosome; spliceosomal complex assembly
Cellular component (GO): Prp19 complex; post-mRNA release spliceosomal complex; precatalytic spliceosome
Molecular function (GO): protein binding
Source: RefSeq, a predicted model, not a curated record